AUGUGCGGCGCCUGCGACGAAGUCAGCGGCCACGAGAUGCUGCGCCUCCAGAUCCAGACCGUCCUCCAUGCCCUCAACCUGCUCAAUGAGGGCACCUCCGCCGGCUCAGAACCCGGCGUCCACCUAGUUUUCCUGCCAACGCUAAGCAAGCUGCGGAACGGCGAUGCUUCCUUCCUGGAGUCCAUGUCAAACAGUUACCUGAAGGCUGGCGGCACCAUGCCGCUUGAGCCCAGCUUUGGAGAUCAUCAAAGGCGGCCACCGUUGAGGAGAAGACAUUACGUGCAGACAUCACAGCGCUGGCUAACCAGCUUGCAGAGCUCUAAGACAGAAGACAGCAUCGCCGUUCCGCAGGCUGGGCAGUGUUGGCAGAAUAGCCAGGUGGACGCCGGGUUUGAGCCGGCGCCGGCGGAGGUGCCCUCAUUGAGCAGGUUGAGGCCGUGGAGCACAGUCUGA
Molecule: messenger RNA, 453 nt
Organism: Coccomyxa subellipsoidea C-169
Lineage: Eukaryota; Viridiplantae; Chlorophyta; Trebouxiophyceae; Coccomyxaceae
Exons: 3
Coding region: 1-453 (150 amino acids)
Source: RefSeq, a predicted model, not a curated record